GACACUGACCCAACACAUCAACAAUAAUGGCGGUCCAUUUUUUUUUUUCCGGAUAAGCCAAGUAAAUAAUUUGUAGCUUUGUUAUGAUAUAAAACGGAGGGGAGGGGGACGACUGUGUUUUUUUUAUUUGGAUGCGCAGGAAGGAGAAGGAGAUAUGAAUGCAACUCAACAUGUAACUCGGAUGUAAUAACGCAGUUGGUGUCUUGUAUCAUUCAGCUUGGUCAAUGAGUCACUGGGCUCGUUGACAUAAGAAGAUUACUUUCAGUCUUGUCGAGGAACAAUUAUGUCGAUAUGCGGACUCUGUCUUAUGAUGGUAGUGGCCAGGGCGGGCGCCGUCGCCUACGAUUGGCACCCGCCAUUAAGCAUUUGCGCUAACCCUUCGAGCUUCGACAGGACGACAGGCAUUGGUCCCAGCUUUCCACGCCUGCCAGACCAGUACAGCAUGAAGGUCGAGGCCAACAUACUGCAGAAGCGGUGGACGACGGAAGUGGAAGAGCACUACGACAAGGUCAACCAGAGAGCGUCUCGGAAAAUGACCUUCAACGGCCAGACAACCUUGACUAUAUUUGACCUUCGGAAUGGCAUAAGAUUCACAGUCCUGCAAAACGGUUCCUGUACUACAGAGUCCACCAAGAAUGACACCAGCUCAUCAAGGCUGGACAUGGUCAGCCGACUGGCGAUCGACAUGUUCAACGAUGACCUACGCGUGGGCAGCUCGCUGACGAGGAUAUACGUGGGGUCGGAGUUUGUCCGUGGCAUCCCGGUCAACCACUGGACCGAGUGCGAGACAUGGCCGGACCUGCAAGCCCAGUUUCAAGUGGACUACUACUUCUCGGACCCGGACUACAACACGGCCAGUGGCGAUUCGCAGAUUCCUGUGCGUGUGGUGUUGAACGGGUCAGCCCACAACGUGGACAGCACCCACAAGUCGUUGCCAGGCCUGCACACGUUCUACCACAUCUACGACUUUACGGCUUUCAGAGCAGGCCCGGCCCAAGACGCAAACGUCUUCAGGAUCCCUCUUGGUGUGAUAUGUUACAACAGGGGCGACAGAAAGCCACUGCCGGCAUUGCCGGACUACUUCGAGGUGGACGUCGAGGUUAUAAUCGCAGGGUCGGUGCCUCAUCCUGCGCAGGAGAAGAUCACUUAUGACAAAGAGCACCAAAUUGUCGAGACCAAGAGGAGUUGGCUCUACCCGCUACACCAGCAGGGCGACAACACCACUGCAUUCACCUCGUACUCCGUCACCACAGUGGAAGACUUUGGCACCACGAUUGUCUUCGUCAACAACGAGGAAAAUGGAAGCUGCAAGGCACACAUGAUGGACACGAUUAUAACCACCAAAAUGUCUCAUAGUUUCAACUUGUUAUUCGCAUCAAACUAUUUAUAUCCAAUGGCAUAUCAGGGCAAGAAAGAAGUGAGAGGUCUUUUAGUGGAUGCCUGGGGGAGACAUUACCAAAGUAUCGCCACUGAGAUGUACUUCCUAGCCAGCGAGUCAGAUGUGUUGAAUCGCCAAGAGCAAGGCACCAGCGCCUGGGUCGCUCCAGUGGGCAUGCUCUUGAGGAACGGCCCCGGCGCGAACGCGAGUGAGCUCCCCAUGAUCUGGGAGGAGAUCCUGUCCCUGGAAGGGGAGAGCAAGACGGGAAACCACGAUGCCCAGCAGCCUCAGGCGAGGCCGGCAGACGAUCAAAUUGUCUGGGGGCUUCAAACGUUUGACUCAAGACUCGGGGAGAAGCUCGUCCAUUUCACUCACUUCAAGCCCGGGUUCAAUGCAGGCCGGAACUACGACGUAGGAAGCUGCUUCUCAUCCCAAGAGAAAGCCUUUAUUUUCAUCACCGUCAAUGCCAGCGAAUAUGACUUGUACGAAAACAGGUCUCACGAUGAGGACACCACGACAACCCCAAUACCCUUAAUCAAAAAUGCCUUAGUAAAAUACACCAAAAUCCCUUAUAUACAGUUUAGAUAUAUGGACUUUUUUGAUUAUUUUGAAAACACCUCUUCGUACUUCCUCUUUGGUCUUUUAGGAGAAAUACCGGACGUUCGCUUAGCCAGAAAAUUGCUACCUUUGAAAGAAAUACAAGAAAGACUGCAAAAACAUGUUCAACAGGGCAUCUACUUCUACAAGCAACACGAGGACGGGUCUAAAACCUACGCCAUAGGCACUGCGAAGGCCAUCAUGGACUUGUCAGCGAAAUCCCUCCUGCCAGAAGAUAAAAAAAGUCUCUCCCCGAAGCCCGUCAAUCCGGCCACGUACUCUCCGCAGGCUGUCGCUGGCAUCUCCAUGGCCAUGCUGGUCUUGGGGGCGUGUAUAUGUCUUCUGAUCGUCUUCAUCUUGUACAGGCGACGCCAUCCAGGGCAAGCCUUCAUGUUCUCUAAGAUGACUGACUAAAUAACAGCUUUAUCACGUAGUUCUUUGCAAGAAAUAAUACACAUAUGACUAGAAUAGACUAAAGUAGAACACAUAUCGACCUUUUACUUGUAAAUGUCUUAAGCAGUGGUGUCCUAAGUUAUUAUUAUAGACGACGGUGGUCUAAAAAGAUGUCCACCCUCUAAAAAGAUUUGGGCUUUACAAUGAAAUGAUUAGUUUAAUUCGUUAUUUCUCUACAUAAUCUCCUAGUAGACCUAUGCCCUCCCCCAAGCAUUGCUCUCACCAUGUCCCCAUCAAGUAGUUGUUGACAACAGUGAUAGGAGAAGUACACACAGGUUAAAGGAAAUCAGUUACAGAAACAAAAUUACAUAAAUUACAUAACAAUAUAUAUAACUUACUACAGGGGUUGGGGGAUUCUAUCAUUCUACAAAUAAGAAUUGACAAGAACUUUAUGUCCCGGAGAUAAUAAUUUGAUGUAGAAAGCACUACGCCAGCGAAAAACAAAUCCAUUCAACUCACAUAAUCUGGCUGGUCAACCAAAAGCAUGCCCAUUUAAAACACAAACCCCUUCCCCCAAUACCCCGAAGGGAACUUGCUGUUGCUGAAUGGGGCACCAAAGAUCUCCGGGGAUAAUAGUGUGGGCAGAAUGAUAAUAUAGUAUUAUUAAUGUCUGUCCGUUAACCGUUUACCCAGCCAUCUUUGGUUUGUGAGGGACAUAGCCACUGGGCAGUUAAAGAUUAAAGGAUCUUACCCUA
Molecule: messenger RNA, 3123 nt
Organism: Biomphalaria glabrata
Lineage: Eukaryota; Metazoa; Mollusca; Gastropoda; Planorbidae
Exons: 8
Coding region: 284-2389 (701 amino acids)
Source: RefSeq, a predicted model, not a curated record